Molecule: messenger RNA, 1321 nt
Organism: Spea bombifrons (plains spadefoot toad)
Lineage: Eukaryota; Metazoa; Chordata; Amphibia; Anura; Pelobatidae
Gene: ANKRD2
Product: ankyrin repeat domain 2
Exons: 9
Coding region: 200-1150 (316 amino acids)
Biological process (GO): regulation of transcription by RNA polymerase II
Cellular component (GO): nucleus
Molecular function (GO): RNA polymerase II-specific DNA-binding transcription factor binding
Source: RefSeq, a predicted model, not a curated record
CUUUUUUAGCCUUCUGCUAAGAUAGCGAUCAGUGAUUCUCUACAGAGAACGUGCUAUUUGAAAAAAUAUAUUUUGAGACUAAAAUAUAACAAAAAUACCAAUUUUUUUUUAGGAUUUAUAUUGGUUUUAAUCCCCAGUAGCUCCUAGGAAACCACAUUUUGUGUUUUCCGGUGACAUUUUUUGGAAUCGCUUUUGGAAAAUGGAGGAUGAAGUGAAAUGGGCCACUGAACUUAUCGAUCAGAAGCUGGAACUUGAAAGUGAGAAUGAGAUAAAGAAACCUCGAUUCCGGAAAAUAGGAGUCAUUGAAAUAGAUUCCAAUCAGUUAAAAGAGGAUUACAAGCAGCCAGUGAAUAAAAGUGUCGCCAACCUCAAGGCUGAUGAUCGAGUACGGAAAACCUCCGUGGAUUUAAGAAAGGAAAUCAUAGAUGUUGGUGGUAUCCAAAACCUCAUUGAAAUCCGCAAAAAGAGACAAGAGAGGAAACAGAGGAAAUCUCAGAUUGUAGCUCCGCAACCAGAACCUGAGCAAGAGGAAAUCACGGGGCCAGUCAGCCCUGAAGCGUUCCUCAAAGCUUCUGUUGAAGGCAAGAUAAAUAUAAUUGAGAAGUUCUUGGAAGACGGUGGAUCUCCAGACACGUGUGAUGAGUUCAAGAGGACAGCUCUUCACAGGGCAUCCUUGGAGGGUCACAUAAAUAUCAUCAAAAAACUUAUAGAAAGUGGAUCAUCAGUGAACUUCAGAGACAGGCUGGACUGCACAGCUGUUCAUUGGGCUUGUCGCGGGGGUCGACUGGAAGUCAUAAAACUUCUUCAGGAUAGCGGAGCUGAGAUCAAUGUCAAGGACAAGCUGUUAAGCACUCCUUUACACGUCGCAACAAGAACUGGCCAUGCUGAUGUUGUGGAACAUCUGAUUUCUACUGGGGUGGACAUCAACUCCAAGGACAGGGAAGGUGAUACAGCUCUCCAUGAUGCAGUCAGACUGAAUCGCUACAAGAUCAUUAAAAUGCUCAUGCUAUAUGGAGCCAACAUGAUGACAAAAAAUAUGAACGGCAAAACCCCCACAGACCUGGUGCAACAGUGGCAAGCAGAUACCAGAGAGAUGUUGGUGAAAAGAACAAACGGUGGGGCAGAAAAGAAGAGCGAGGCGGAACCUUGAACAAUAUGGCGAUUCUUCAUCGUUAGAGACACCGGCAAUAAGCGGAUGAAUGUGAAUGCACAUGCUGUAAACUAUUUUUGUAAAUGUUUUAUUUAGUUUAUUUCUGUAAAAUAGCGUCUUUCUUUGUGUUAUAUGAUAUUACAUACCCUAUUAAAAUACAAUUACUUUGAA